UUCUCCAUAUGUGUGAUCUUAUCGCCUCCUGUCUUCCUCCACCUUCAGGACCUGUCCUGCAUUGAUGACCUCUCCACAAACUCUCUGUUCUCGUCUCCGGCUGACUCCCUGUCAGAGUAUGCUGAUGCCCAGUCCUUCAUCAGCACAGACAACCUGGACUCAGUGCCACUGCCCACCCUCUGGGACGUCAACACUAGUACCACCACCACCACACCAGCACACAGCCAGCUAGAGCUGAAUGGCACCGGCAGGUUUCAUGGCUUGGCCAGUUUGGAUGAUAUAACUGCUAUUAUCAGCACCCCACCUUUAGGAGGAUUCCAGGUUCAGAAUACCCAGCCGCCGCCGCCGCCGCCACCGGCAGAGGAGGAAGAGGAUGCCGAGGAAGAGGAGACAGAAGAACUGGGACAUGUAGACACAUAUGCCGAGUACAGACCUUCCAAAUCCACAAUAGGAAUCUCUCAUCCUGACAUAGUGGUGGAGACAAACACGCUCUCCAGUGUCCCUCCUCCAGACAUCACCUACACCUUGUCUAUCCCCGAGUCGACCAUUAACUGUGGCCACCUGUCUGCUCUGCAGCUGGAGGCCAUCAUCUACGCCUGCCAGCAACACGAGGUCAUCCUUCAGAACAACCAGAGGGCGGGCUUCCUGAUCGGAGACGGGGCGGGGGUCGGAAAGGGACGCACUGUGGCGGGAAUCAUCCUGGAGAACUACCUGAAGGGGAGGAAGAAAUCACUGUGGUUCAGCAUAUCCAAUGACCUGAAAUUUGAUGCAGAGAGAGAUCUCAAAGACAUAGAUGCACUGAAUAUUCCUGUGCAUGCCUUAAACAAGAUUAAGUAUGGAGACACAGCUACCUCAGAAGGAGUCCUGUUUGCAACUUACUCCGCGCUGAUUGGAGAGAGCCAGGCAGGAGGGCAGCACCGGACCAGAAUAAAACAGAUACUCGAUUGGUGCAAGCCCGACUUUGACGGCGUCAUUAUUUUCGAUGAAUGCCACAAAGCCAAGAAUGCUACUUCUACAAAGAUGGGCAAGGCGGUGCUCGACCUGCAAAACAAGCUGCCACGGGCCAGAGUGGUUUACGCCAGUGCCACAGGUGCCUCUGAGCCAAAGAACAUGAUCUAUAUGAGCCGCCUGGGAAUCUGGGGUGAGGGCACACCCUUCAGAGCCUUCGAGGACUUCCUGCACGCCAUCGAGAAAAGAGGUGUGGGUGCCAUGGAGAUCGUUGCCAUGGACAUGAAAGUAAGCGGGAUGUACAUUGCCAGGCAGCUGAGCUUCUCAGGGGUUUCUUUCCACAUCGAGGAGAUCGGACUGGACAGUGACUUCAAACUGGUCUACAACAAAGCUGCCAAACUGUGGGCGGAGGCGUUGCAGGUGUUCAUGCGCGCGGCUGAUGAGCUGGGCCUGGUCAGCAGGAAGUCUCUGUGGGGGCAGUUCUGGUCAUCUCACCAGCGCUUCUUCAAAUACCUCUGCAUCGCCGCCAAGGUCCGCUGCCUGGUGGAGCUGGCCAAAAAAGAACUGGAAGCUGGAAAGUGCAUCGUCAUCGGACUGCAGUCUACAGGAGAGUCUCGCACCAGAGAAGUCCUAGAUGAGAACGACGGGCACCUGGACAGAUUUGUUUCUGCUGCAGAGGGAGUUUUUCAGUCGCUUGUUACAAAACAUUUCCCAUCAGAGAAACAGAGGAGAGAGAAGGCGCCGAGUAACAAGAGAAAACGGAAGCCAAGAGGUCGCCAGACGAAGGUCCCAAAGCACACCGUGGACAGCGGCGGCGUGAUCAACAUCAGCGAUGACAGCAGUAGUGACUCCGAUGGCAUGGACACAGACUCCAACUCCUCCCCAGACUCCCUGCUGGACAACGAUGAUGUCAUCUUUGUGAACCACACUAGCUGCCAGACGGCCAGGAUAGAAGAGAUGAAGCAGGGCCUCCUCAACAAAAUCGCCGUGCUGGGAAAAGAACUACCUCUUAACACCCUGGACGAGCUCAUUGAUAAGUUCGGAGGACCAGACAAAGUCUCCGAGAUGACUGGUCGUAAGGGGCGUGUGGUGCGGCGCCCUGACGGCAGCGUCCGAUACGAGUCCCGCGCCGAGCAGGGUCUCACCAUCGACCACAUCAACAUCAAGGAGAAAGAUCGCUUCAUGGGCGCAGAAAAGUUCGUGGCCAUCAUCUCGGAGGCAGCCAGCUCGGGGAUCUCCCUGCAGGCGGACAAACGGGUGAAGAACCAGAGACGACGGGUCCACAUGACCUUGGAGCUGCCAUGGAGCGCAGACCGAGCCAUUCAGCAGUUUGGUCGCACCCAUCGGUCCAAUCAGGUGACGGCCCCGGAGUACAUCUUCCUCAUCUCGGAGUUGGCGGGGGAGAGACGUUUUGCCUCCAUCGUGGCUAAAAGACUGGAGAGCCUGGGCGCUCUAACGCACGGGGACCGGAGAGCCACAGAAUCCAGAGACCUGAGCAAGUACAACUUUGAGAACAAGUAUGGUACCAAGGCUCUGGAUAAGAUCACCAAAGCAAUCCUGGGCCACAUAGAGAACAAGGUGCCCCCUCCCAAAGGCUACCCCGGGGGUGAAGCGCUGUUCUUCUCAGGUUUGUUCCAGCUGUUGUAACAGAUCAGAAAACUG
This is a messenger RNA of Labrus bergylta (ballan wrasse), 2610 nucleotides long. Lineage: Eukaryota; Metazoa; Chordata; Actinopteri; Labriformes; Labridae. The record is from RefSeq and is a predicted model, not a curated record.